This is a messenger RNA of Aspergillus piperis CBS 112811, 998 nucleotides long. RefSeq names its product flavin reductase family protein. The record is from RefSeq and is a predicted model, not a curated record. The transcript is spliced from 3 exons. Lineage: Eukaryota; Fungi; Ascomycota; Eurotiomycetes; Eurotiales; Aspergillaceae. Gene Ontology annotation, molecular function: FMN binding. The coding region runs from base 1 to 906 and encodes 301 amino acids.
AUGGCGACCGUAGCACCUAGACGCGUCACUCGGCUGACGGCCAGUGGAGCAGCAACGUCUUCAGAAAUAGACGAUGCCACUAAAUCAGCAAAAGCCAGCUAUCAAAUCGUCACCUCACACCACAACUUCCACGAAACGGAAUCGCAAAGACCCAAUUUUGAUCACAACGCCCCCAUCAGAGUCCCCGAUGACAACCACAGCGCCAGCAAUACCCACCAUGAAAUCGAUCCCUAUGCUGAGGAUCGCCCAAUGGUCAACAAUUAUCGACUGCUCGUGUCAGGCAUCGCACCCCGACCCAUCGGCUUCAUCAGCACCGGCUCCAGCGAUGGCAAGACCGAGAAUCUUGCGCCCUUCAGCUACUUUCAAGUGGUGGAUCACGACCCACCCAUGUUCAUUGUCGGGUUUUCAUCCCGCCCUGGCGCAGUCAAAGAUACGUACCGGAACCUGAAAGAGACGGGCGAGUGUGUGAUUAACACCGUUUCCGAGGGGAUGAUUGAGGCAGUGAAUGCGACAUCGAUUGAUGCUCCAUAUGGGGUGUCAGAGUGGGAGGUCUCGGGACUGGGUAAUGCGCCUAGUUCGACUGUCAAAGCAGCAAGGGUUAAAGAGUCGGUUUUCUCUGUCGAGGGAAAGGUUGUCGAUGUUAAAGAGCUCGAGGCGCAUAAGCCGGGCAUGAGUUCUCCUGCGGUGGUUUUGAUCCAGGCAACGAGGUUCUGGGUGCAGAAGGGUGCAGCGGAUGAGGAGUUCAGUCAUAUUGACUUGGAGAAGUUGAGGCCUGUGGCGCAGCUAGGUGGGGUGUCAUAUGGGAGAAUUUCGUCGACGUUUGAGAGGCCUAGAAAGAAGUGGGAUGAUGAGGUUGGGAAGAGUGAGUUGUUGGCUGAGUUGGAGAGGAAUAAGGGCGGUUUGUGAAAGGCUUUUGCCUUUUUAGGGCUAUUGGAUGAAUGUCUUGAAAUAUAUGCACAUCCUUGAGUAGGCAGUACUCAGGAUCAGUCUGAACAAGA